GACCCAAUUCAGCCCAAAGCUCAUUCUUUUUUUUUUUUGGCGAUUCUAUCGUCAAUAAAUUGUUCUGCAAAUUCCUUCCGAGGAAAUGAAUACCCAUCUCGCUUCAUCUAUGACUAGACGGGAAUACGGGAGCGAUGAACUCCAAAUGCCGAGUUGGGACAUGUCCAUGCAAAUGUACACCGAUGGAAAUUUAUUGGCAAAUGGGUCUUCCACGGAUACGACGUUAUUCAACAGUGACAACCAGCACCUCCAUUACUCUUAUUCCUUUUUCCAACCUCACACAGGUUAUGAUGAGAUGGGCAGCUCAAGUCACGAUGGAAUUCUCCGAGAUUCAGCCUUGUCUAACCUCAAGUUAUCAAUCCCAUAUUUCAAAUCGGAAUUUCCUUACCCAAAAAGAAUUCAUGACAACGAUGCAAUGCCAUUGACGGAGACCAACGGCGUCAAAAAGACGAAAACUGAUGUCACAAAACUUUUAUCCAAGGUUUCUCCGACAAAGAAAAACAACAAGCUUAGCGAGAAGAUCACGAUUCUUCAGAAGUUAGUUUCUCCUUAUGGCAAGGCUGAUAUAGCUUCUGUUCUCGAAGACACUUCUCUCUAUAUCAAGUUGCUUCAACAGCAAAUCCAGGAUCUGUUUCAUAUAUUCGUAAGCUCAUAUGACGCUGCAACUACUACUAAUUCGCAGGGGACAUCAGAGGAAGAACAAAACUUGAGGAGCAAAGGGCUCUGUCUGGUUCCAAUGUCUUUCUCUCGUAAACUUUCCAAGACGUCGUGAUAAUAAUACUCAUGCAGAUGCCUACAUCCUCAAUUUACAAAAUUACCAUUAAGAAUUUUAGAAAUUUAAAUGGAACGUAUUUACGCUUU
This is a messenger RNA of Tarenaya hassleriana, 861 nucleotides long. RefSeq names its product transcription factor bHLH111-like. Gene Ontology annotation, biological process: regulation of transcription by RNA polymerase II. The record is from RefSeq and is a predicted model, not a curated record. Gene Ontology annotation, molecular function: RNA polymerase II cis-regulatory region sequence-specific DNA binding; DNA-binding transcription factor activity, RNA polymerase II-specific; protein dimerization activity. The transcript is spliced from 9 exons. Gene Ontology annotation, cellular component: nucleus. Lineage: Eukaryota; Viridiplantae; Streptophyta; Magnoliopsida; Brassicales; Cleomaceae. The coding region runs from base 86 to 772 and encodes 228 amino acids.